Micropterus salmoides (largemouth bass) is the source of this 9115-nucleotide messenger RNA. RefSeq names its product beta-2 adrenergic receptor-like. The coding region runs from base 4562 to 5770 and encodes 402 amino acids. Gene Ontology annotation, cellular component: membrane. Gene Ontology annotation, molecular function: G protein-coupled receptor activity. Lineage: Eukaryota; Metazoa; Chordata; Actinopteri; Centrarchiformes; Centrarchidae. Gene Ontology annotation, biological process: G protein-coupled receptor signaling pathway. The record is from RefSeq and is a predicted model, not a curated record. The transcript has 3 exons.
UUCUGUGCUGAAUUUGAAUUGCACUUUUCUCUGCAACAGUUGCAGUUACAAUUGUUUUGCAAUUCCAUACAUCAAGAACGACUGUUUAGAAAGAAGUGAUUUGAGAAAACACUUCAGCAUCAUCAAACUGCUUCCAUUAAAAGAAAUCUCAACCUUUGCAUAUGUGAGAAUUAAAAUGUCAGGUGGGUUCCUGUUUGAUUGUUCAGGCAUGAAGCUGCUGUUGUUGUUUAGUAAAGUGAAGUGGGUGUGACAUCCACUAGCAGUAUGUAAUUUAGACUGGUGCUCAUUGACAGGAUGGAGAGAACACAAGUGCAGAAACACAAACACACAUGCAUUAAGUUUCAGGAAUCAAAUCAACUGUAACCUUAUAAAUUUGGCAAUGCUUUAAAUUACAGCUCGUAAGUUACUGUGUAAUUAUUUAGUGCAUGCAGGGUAUCAAUAAAAUAUGCAUUAAGUAGUUAUAUGCAAGUUCAAGGGAAAAAUGCAGGUUAUGAAGGUUAUGAAAUAAUGCGUUGAUAAUCUCUGACUACCUAUUUAGUAAAUACAGGGUAAAAUAGUAAUAUUACUCGAUAACAAGGCAGGAACACAGUAGUAACAGUCUUGAUAAUGAAAUGAAAUAUUAUAAAUAAAUAAAUACAUUUAUAUUAUAGUUUAUUUUAAAAUUAUGAUGUAUUUACAAAAAAUGACUUUGGGAAAUUACAAUGUAAAACUUUUUUAUUGUGUACUGUACUACAUAAAUAUAGUGUUAGUGGUAAUGUAAAGAUUUUUGUUGUUACUGGGGAACAACAAUAAUGUUGUGCGGGAAGAAAGGAAAUUCUGGGAUGUUAAAUACUGUUCAAUUGCCCCUUUUAACUGUAAUUAUAAUGUAGCUACAGGGUAUAUUCAUGUUUUUAUAAUGUUUUUUGCAUUUUUUUUAAGUAUGCCACAUGCUGUUUAACUCAUUUUAUGAUACAGUUGUGGUGAAAGGUAUAUAUCAAGUCUGCUGGUACCCUGUUUGUACAUAAUUAUUCAAUAUCGACUUUGUAAUUAAAAAAGCACUUACAGAGUAAAUUCAUUGUAAAUUUGUUAUCCUCUUGUUUCUUGUAUGUCUCCACAUGUACCUAAGUACAAAAAUACUCCCACAACUGUAAGCGAGGCACUAAUAGAGGGAAAUAUAAAACAACAAUAACAAGAAGGUAACACUGGUUAUGUGUUGCUCGUGCACUUCUCUGACAAAUACAAGACAAACAAACACAGACAGGAUGACAGGCCAAGAUGUGAAGCCGUCUUUCUGUUCAUGUGCUGUGGCAGUCGGCCUCAGGCGGGUCUGAGCCAGUCUGUCCAUUAUUACUGCACAUGACCCUUCUGUGCAUCGGGCGACCUGGCCUCAGAGCACUGACCAAGCCCCCACAGUCUUCCUACAUAUGCCUGACCUGUCACUCAGGGACACAGCCCUGUCAAAGAAAAUUCACUGCUCGCAUGAGCAACAACGUAAACUUAAAUGCAGCUAUUCCAGCACAAUGAUCCUCAGAGAACGACUAAAUGUAGGCAUCAGUAAAAGCCCCCUGUUUGGUUUCUGAACAGGUUUAUUGGGGCAAAUGAGAUCAAAUAUGGUUAAUGAACACUUGUUUGAUGGUAGUAUGCAGCUAUAAUGCUAGCAUGGCUAAAGACUUCAUGGUCUAUCGGUGGGUCCACCAGCCAGACUAAAAUACCCAACAACUAUGUGAUGGUUUGUCAUGAAAUGUUAUACCGAUAUCCAUGGUCCCAAGUGGAUGAAUCCUAAUGACUUUGGGGAUCCCAUAACUUUUCUUGUAGCACCACUAUUAGACUGACAUUUGGAAUUCAGAGUGAAAUAUCUUGAAAAAUAUUGCAUGGAUUGCCAUAUAGAUAUUGAGGGUCCCUAGAGGAUACAUUCUAAUUAUUUUGAUAAUCCCCUGACUUUUCCUCUGGCACCACCAUCAGGUCAAAGUUUUCACUUAUUCGGUAAAAUAGCUCAACAAGAUUGGCUCAAAAUAUUAAACAAACAUUCAUGGUGACCAGAUGAUGCACUCUAAUGAUGGUGAUCCACUGAUAUUUCCUAGGAUGGAAGGCUUUGAAUUCUGGCACAUUCAUGGUGACCAGAUGAAUUGUAAAACCCUUUCUCCUCUACCUGUUUUAUCUAGCACAAUAAUCAAGUCAAAAUGUCUUUUCAUCCAAUCAGUCUAAUAGCAAAUGUUGGCAUGCUAAAAAACUAAUAUGGUGAAAAUGGUAAACAUUAUACCUGCUAAGCAUCAACAAGCUCACAUUAUCAUUGUGAGCAUGUUAGUGUCCUGACGUUAGCAUUUAGCUCAAGUACAACCUCACAGAGCGACAGCUUUAGACUCUUUACCGUGUUCUGUUUUAUUUAGCGGUGGUUUCAAACUCACUCCCCUUAACAUACUUAAUAAAUGGAUAAGAGGUUGAUUGCAUUUUCCUACACAGUCACGAACUCCCCACCAGUGAGACAGUAUUUGACUUAAAUACCCUGUUUUCAUAAUAAAAUAAUGAAGAUUAUGUUGUCAGCCAAUGAGAAUCUAGUAAUGUGACUGCUGUCACACACAUUUCUUCUCUUUAAACACCAACCUCCACCCAAGCUGUUACUCUGUAUUCAUGUGAAACGAAGAGGUGUCUCAAUUUAAAUCUUUGCUCUGUAAAGUAACUGUGUCUCCCACCCCAUUUUCUUGUAUAUAAACAUUUGUCAUCUCCAAACUUAUUUGAGGGCAACCAAUAAUGUGCAAAAAAUAUUCAAACAAAGAAAAUAGUGCAUUUCUUGGGACUGUUUUCAGCUGUGGAUUAAUCCACAUUUGGUGCACUCUGACAGAACUGAGACGGUGUGUGGGGAACUGACUUGAAACAAACUACAGUGCUCAUGGUCAUAAUGAAGUAACAUGUCACCCAGUGCAAUGUUGUACCUCAUUAAUGUGUUUUUAAUAGUUUGGGGACACAAGUCCCAGUGCAAGUAGAAUCAGUAAUACAUUGUUGGUUUCAGUCUUUUUUAUGUUGAAAAUAACAAAAAUAGAGAGAGAGACAAAAAAACAUCCAUUGGUUUCUGUUCCCCUGUUGGCUUCUGAUAAUACUAAGCAUAAAAAUCGUAAGUGGUAUCCAAAUCGAUAAAUAAUCUUUAAUUUGGUUCACUCCAACCCGAGGGUACCUCUGAAAUGAAGACACGAGUUGGUAUCAAUUAAGGUUCUUUAAAACCCUUAGUGCCCAAAUUCUGCAAUUCAUCAAAAUCCAUAAUCAUCCAAAAUACUCUUUCUCAGAAUCAUACCUCAGUCAAAUCUCAACACACAGUCAAAAUACACAUAUGUUUUGAUUGAGUGUGACUUGCAAUUUCUAUCGUAAAUAAAACUGCUCCAAUCGUAGAUAAAAGAUGCUCCUCAGAGCUCCAGUACUUGACUGAGAAUCAUUCAGUAUCAAAGUAAUCCAAUGAGAGUUGUCUGUACAUCCAUGGGUACAGUGCAAACAGGAACUGCUAAUAGCUAAUUUGGCAUGCUUUAAAUGGUGCCAUUUUGCCAACAUGUAAACAAAUGUUUAAAAAAAUGGGGCUCAAGCUAUAGCCCACUGCUAACUAACUGAGCUAACUCCAUAUUUCAUGUUUACUCUCAAAGCAUUAUGGUCACUAUAGUUCCAAAACUUAGCAUGAUUGUCCCUCAAAUCAAAGUAAGACAAAGCAUAGUAAUAAGCGGGAAAAUCCAUUAAUAUUAAUAUUUCAUGUAGCACUAUCAAUAUUUUUGAGAUUAGAGAAGAUGGUGGGUUUUGGGGCUGCAGUUGUCUCAAUUUCAUCUGAGGGUAAAUCCCUGCCUGCUCUUUAUAAUCCAGAACUGACCUGUAACUGUACCUUGAGGUUGCAAGUUGUGGCGAAAAUAGGAACACAGCUUACAAAAGCCAAACACACACACAUGCGCGCGUGCAAACACACACACACACACACACACACACACACACACACACACACACACAAUGUUAAACCAUCAUUCAGCCUUAUUUUGUUGUUCAAGAAAUACCAACAUAUGGAUGUACUACAUGUGUAGUAAUUUAAUUUAAUUUUCUGAGAGAGGUAUCUCUCUCAUUUCUGCUCAUUGUGAAGAUGUUGCGAUUGUAUGUCUAUAACAAUAGAACUGUGUGUGUGUGUGUGUGUGUGUGUGUGUGUGUGUGUGUGUGUGUGUGUGUGUGUGCGUGCGUGCAUGUGCGCGUGCUGUCUUUGCUGUCAGCUGCCUGUCUCACUACGCCUGAGGUCUUGCCACAGGGAAGACUUCCGCUUGUCAUCUUCACUCAAGCUGGAUCUCCAUUAGUAGAGAAGAUUUGCACAAAUCAGCCCAUGUAAAACAAAACCAAUUGGGUUCCAUUUCUUGAAAAAAACAAAUCUGGUAAUAAUGCAUUUGCUUUUGUACAGUAAGUGUGCACAAGUGAAAUAUUUACUUGCAAUGUCCUUUGCAUUUUAAUAAUUUUGGAAAUGAUAAUUAUUUUUUCUUUCGUUAGGAUUAUUUCUCAGUCCAAGACAUGGUUUCCUGAGUGGCCCUACCAGCUACACAUCACAAGGGGUAAAAACAGUCUAUCUUAGGCCAUGACUGCUCUGCUUCCCAACGUCAGUGUUCCUGGGAGCACAGCAGUUCUGCUGCCAACUACAGACUAUUCGUUUAACCUGACUGCAGUUUCUCAGGCAGGACUCGGUUCAGGCCAGUCACUGGCACCCCUCUGUACCCUCUGUUGCUGUGGAUUUCUCAAUCGCACCUUGGCAGUGGUGUUCAUGGUCAGCCUUGCAUUUGCCAUCGUGGUUGGAAAUGUGGUCACCCUUACUGUCUUUGUGCAAACGAGGCAGUCGCGAACACCACAGGGAUACCUAAAAGUGUCUCUGGCUAUGGCAGACAUGAUGGUUGGUGUCCUCGUAGUCCCUUUCUCUGUCUACACUGAGAUCUCUCUGAUGGUGACCAGCGUUCCUCCUAUUUGGUACCAGGGCAGUUCUACUUCCCUUGCCACCUCCUCUUCUCACAGCGGACAAGUGAGCCCUUGGCAGCCCUGCAUGUUGAUUGGCCCAGUGUUCGCUGGAUGCACCUUUGUUUCCAUCAGCACCAUCUUCCUCAUGACACUGGAGCGAAGUGUGGCCAUCUUACGGCCACUCCACAAGGAUGCCUUGGUGACACGGAGACGAACUCUGCUUCUCAUCCUGCUCUCCUGGGCUGCCAGCUUCCUGCUGGCUCUUGCGCCCCUCAUCUUCAGCAGCAACUUCACUUUGGAGUACAAUGAGUGCAGUCGUAUGUGUAACUACACCCCACUAUUGUUUGGAAGCCAGCUGCCACCUGAUGCCAACAUUUUGUUGUUAUUCCCAGCAUUUGACUUCACUCUGCUAGGUGGCACAUUAGCAGUUAACAUUGUGUCUUUCACUAGCAUCCGACGGUACACCCGAAAACGCAAACUGCUCUCAGAGGGGAGUCUGAGUGAUGGAGGAGGACAAGGAGGAGGUAGUGGAGGAGGAGGAGGAGGAGGAGGGGGAGGGUGCCCUCACAGGCCCUCCUUUUCAGACAUCAAAGCUGCCAAGACAAUUGGCAUACUAACAUUCGCCUUCACAGCAUCCUUCUCUCCGAUCGCAGUGUUUGUGCUCGGUAACGUGGUGGGAUACACCUGGUGUAACUUUUCCUUUUUUGCCUUCUGGAUCCUGACAGGAAACAGUUGCUGUAAUGUCAUUAUCUACAGUGUCAGGGACCACCGCUUCAGGAAGGGUGUGACCCUGCUCUUUCAGCGAGAACAGUCCCCCCCACAUGGUGAGAAGACCUGAGGCAUUGAAACAGCACAUUCAAACAGCAACAAGCGAAUGUUUUGUGGCUGCUUUCCAGUAAGUUUGAAUUUAAUGGAAUAGUUUGGCAUUUUGGGAAAUAUGCGUAUUUACUUUCUUGCCAAAAAGAUAGAUGCCACAUCUCUAUGGUAAAUAUGAAGCUGGAACCCUUGGCUGGUUAGCUUAGCUUAGCAUGAAACCUGGAAAUAAGGGGACUACACUGGCUAUGUCCAAAGGUAACAAAUCCUGCAUCUCAUUAUUUAAAUGAGAUCUAUUAUACUGCAUUUCCAGUCCUAUAUUGUAGUUCUGUGACUCCUCUAUGGUAGCUUUGCAUGAUUCAAAGAAAACAUUUUUCUUUCUUAUACUGGGACUUCAUGCAGGCCCUGUCUGAAACAAGCUGUAGAUGCUCCUGUCUCUUUAAGGUCCUCCCUACAAAGCCCACUGUCUUCUGAUUGGCCAUUGUCUUAUGUGUUUACCAUGGGCGAGUUCAAUUUCAAAACGUUUUGCAACGGUUUGCAACAUUUUUGGAUUGAACAACAUGUUUCAUUGCAACGUUGCACAACGUUCUGCAAUGGGCUUCGAGGUAUGUUUCCUCCCGUUUGGUGGGUGUGUCUCAGGUGUUACCCAAUCAGCUGCAACAAAUUUGUAAACACAACAGUGUUAAGAAGGCACGGAAAUGCAGUGUGCUUGUGUACACAACAGCGUGUUCAGGGAACCAACCGUUAAAAAAACGCUUUGCUACGUUUUGUCAGCAAAGACCUCGCCCCAGGUUGCCGCAGGGAUGGGGCUGCAUGUGGGUGUCGCCAGCAUUCUCUGCCUGGAGCAAAUUACCAUAUAUGGAAAUGACAUCAUACCGAGCCAUUGGUAGAAAUAGCUGUUCAAAACAGAGCAUUCAGAACAGGGGGAACAGUGUAACAUUGUAGAUAAUUCAUAAAAUAUGGAAAAGCAUAAUAGGUCUCCUUUAACGCAUUGGAUGAGUUGUGGUUUUACGAGAGAUUAUGUUAAUAUAGUGUAGUAUUUCUUGGAUGUAAAAGCACAACCUGUUUUUAUUUUUUACACUUAGCUUUCUGUACAACAAACAAACGAGAUGCUGGCUACUAUACUAAUUAGUGAGCUUUAGAUGUGCGAGCCUUGGACAGAGCCAGAAGAUGUUUCCUCCUGUUUCCAGUCUUAUGCUAGGCUAAACUAACUGUUUCUUGGUUCAAGCUUCAAAUUUACCGUAUAUCCAUGAGAGUGGUAUCAACUCUAUGUCCACAACUGUCGAAUUAUUCCGUUAAAUCAAAUGUAAAGUCCAUGUGAAUUUAACAAAAAUAGUUCAUUCAAACAUAUUGAACCAGAUAUUUAAAACAGAUUGCAAUCUUUGUUAUUGAGAAUUGUAAACGGAAAUCAAAUUCAACAUUUUUUACCUCCAUCCACAUUUGUCUAAUUAUUCCAUUGCACAAUAAAGCAGUUUUCAGGAUUGAACCAAACCCACAUACUAUGGGUCUUGAGGGAAAGGGCCAUUAUAGUGCCACAACAAACCACAUCCUGUCCUCUGGCCUCUCUGUCUUGCCUUCGACUAUUGUCAAGCCUCUUUCCUGACACUUUACUUCAGAGGGUUUUUAUGAGCAUUUCAACAACUUCAGGAACCAAACCUAUUGCAUUUCCAGAACUGCACUGACAAAUACACUAACCACACAGUUAAUGCUGUUUUUUUAUAUCAUUAGUCGGUUAGUCAUCUGUUAAUUUACAAGUGUGUUAUUUGUGUGUUUAGAAAUCUUGCUACACCUCAUUGGAAUAAUGUGGAUUACAAAUGUUGCAGUUAAUGGAACAGUUCUUACCAUAGAUUUGAUUCUGCGGUGUUACAUAUAUUUAUUUUUCAGCAUCUAUUUUGAAUCUAUUGUGAUAAUAAUCUGCCUCAAGUAUGAGAAAUGCACUUUAUCAUUUAUUAUGUGAGUCAUUUGCAUUGUGCAUCGUGUCAGACAAUGUUCAUUCUGUACAAGUUUUAUUUUUAGUGUUUUAUAAUAUUAGUUAUUUUUGUCUAAGCAACUGUGAAUGAAAGAAUCAUGUGUGUAUUUAUUAACUCAGUAUAGACUAAAUGAAUGGGAUGCCAAACACAGAGAUUUAGUAUAAAAAGCAUUAUGAUUAUAGCAGACCCGAUAUACUGUGCCGGCUUAUCUUUUCAGGGUAUAAUGUAUUUGUAAUAGAAUGAUCUCAUCAGUGUGUCAGCUAUAAGUCUUGUGUAUUGUUUGGAAUUCUGUAUUGUACAAUUUGACGAUAUAAUAAUAUACAUAUAAAUGAGAUAGAAGCGCCUUUCGCAGCAGGCAGGCUAUAUAUUCAUUCAUGAUAAAAUUGUUGCAGUUCAUGUAAUUCAUGUAAUUCUGUCAAAAUUGACAGGCCUUUGAUAUAGCAGUGACACACAAUAAAGAGGAUGUUUUUCAUGCUGUCAAUUGCUCUAAAUUGUUUCCAGAUGAGUUUUGUGACUUUACAAGGGUUUUCCCUAUAGUUCAAUCAACAUGAUAGUAAAUGACAAAAACAUGUGCAGUUUACCAUGAAGUGCCCCUUAAAGGUGUAGUUCUACAUUUUGGAAAAUAUGCUCUCUUGCCAAAAGUUAGAUUGAUUGAUACCACUUCAAUAUGAAGCUAAAGACAGGAGAGAAUUAGCUUAGCUUAGUAAGGUUAAAAAAAAUACCAACCAGCAAAUAUAAAGUUCACUAAUGAUUGUUAAUUAUUAAUUAAUGAUUAAACAAACAACAUAUGUGUUCUACAGUGAGCUUUAGAGGUGCUGGUAGGUGGAUUUCAUUACCUUUGGACAGAGCAAGACUAGCUUCCCCGUGUUGCCAGUCGUUGUGCUAAACUAAGCUAACCGUCUCAUGGCUGUAGCUUCAUACAUGGUGGUAUCUUCUCAUCUAAUUUCAGCAAGAAUGUGAAUAAGUGAAUUUCCCAAAAUGUCUAACUAUUCCUUUAAAGCCAACUGAUCGACAAUCCAGUGCAUGUUCAUGGAAGCAUUUUUUAAUAUCAAGGGUGCUGUCAUGUACUGCAAGUUGACCCAAUAACAAACAUCAGGGAAUUUAAUGCUCAACAAUAACCAAAAAGAAAUCUCAUAUGUGAAAAUCUCAUGUGUGAACUUCACUGAAUGAAUGAAUAUCUUGCAUGUACAAACUUACAGCCAUUUUUUCUAGCAGAAGAAAUCUGUCACAAUCAUGGAAAUGUUUGAAAUCUGCAUCCUAAUCAUCAUUGGUUCUGUGUAAGAAAACAAUUCAUUAUUAUUGUGCUGAUAUUGAAUCACUGUACAGAGUUGUAUCAGUAGUGCAUAAUUCAUCAAUGGUGAUUGAAUCAGAUUUGGUAACAAUAAAUGUGUUUGGGAACA